This is a messenger RNA of Knipowitschia caucasica, 2409 nucleotides long. The record is from the annotation of a GenBank genome assembly. Lineage: Eukaryota; Metazoa; Chordata; Actinopteri; Gobiiformes; Gobiidae.
AUGGAUGAGCUGGCCGCACUUGGGGUGCGAGACAUGGAUCAUAUUUUGGGGGAGAUGCUGCUGAGUUGCUCCUAUCCGGUAUGGGAGGACUUCAGCGCCAAGGCCACCAAGCUGCACUCACAACUCCGAACCACUGUCCUUGCCGCGGUGGCCUUCCUGGAUGCCUUUCAGAAAGUGGCAGACAUGGCAACCAACACUCGAGGGGCGACCAGAGACAUCGGCUCAGCUCUCACCCGGAUGUGCAUGAGGCAUCGCAGCAUCGAGGCCAAACUCCGACAGUUCACAAACGCGUUGAUGGAGAGCCUCAUCACGCCUCUUCAGGACAAGAUCGAGGACUGGAAGAAGACUGCGAAUCAGCUGGACAAGGAUCACGCCAAAGAGUACAAGAGGUCACGUCAUGAGAUCAAAAAGAAGUCAUCUGACACCAUGAAGCUGCAGAAGAAAGCGCGCAAAGAGUUGCAGGUGUGCCCUCGCUCCCCAGGUCGUGGAGACCUGCAGCCUCAGUUGGACAGUGCCAUGCAGGAUGUGACGGACAUGUGCUUGCUGAUGGAGGAGACGGAGAAGCAGGCCGUGAGGAGGGCCCUGGUGGAGGAGAGGGGCCGCUUCUGCACAUUCAUUGGCUUUUUGCAGCCUGUGGUGAAUGGAGAGAUCGCCAUGUUAGGAGAGAUCACACACCUCCAGGCCAUUAUUGAUGACCUCACUGUGCUGACCACCGACCCUCACAAGCUGCCUGCUGCCAGUGAACAGGUGAUUAAAGAUCUGAAGGGCUCUGACUACUCCUGGUCCUAUCAGACUCCGCCCUCUUCCCCCAGCAGCUCCGGCUCACGCAAGAGCAGCAUGUGCAGCAGCGUCAACAGUGCCCACAGCAGUGCCUCCCGUUCGUCAGGAGGGGGCAGUAUUGCUGGGGGGUCUCUGCCUCACUCACCCACCUCUUCCUCCUCCUCCUCUUCGGUCCGGUAUCGCAGCAGCCUGCCACAGCAUCCUCAUCCACCGGGGGGCCUCGCAGCUCACCGUCUCAGCAGCGUCUCUUCACACGACUCGGGCUUCGUGUCGCAGGACGCAAACAUCUAUUCCAAGCCGCCCUCGCCCAUGCCCUCAGACAUCACCAGCCAGAAAUCCUCCAGCUCGGCUUCCUCAGAGGCCUCCGAGACGUGCCAGUCUGUCAGUGAAUGCAGCUCGCCCACCACUGACUGGUCCAAAGCAGGUCAGUACGAACAGCAACCGGUGGCGGCAGCAGCAGCAGCAGGGGUCCAGCGGAGGAAGGAGCCCCUGGACCGGCUGAGGGAGAGUGAGGGGUCGCCCAGUGCACAGGGCUACGCUGGGCCUUCGCACGCUGAGGACAUGCAGAGGGGCAGGAUGGGUGCGGCUGCUAUGGCUGGGAAGCAUGGGGAUGAGGUUUCACCUGCUGCCAGUGACCUGGCAAUGGUGCUGACCAGAGGUCUCAGCAUGGAGCAGAAGAGCAACAGGGACUCUCUGCAGUACUCCAGUGGAUACAGCACUGAGACCACCACCACCACCCCGUCCUGCUCUGAAGACACCAUCCCCUCACAAGGCUCAGAUUACGACUGCUACUCUGUGAAUGGAGAUACUGAGGGUACAGAUGGACAGACAGACUUUGACAAGUCCUCUACAAUUCCACGCCAUUCCAACAUUGCCCAGAACUAUCGGCGAAUGAUCCAGACCAAGAGGCCUGCAAGCACUGCCGGACUGCCCAGUGGAGUGCUGGGCCCUGGGGUUCAUGGGAUACCAGGGCAGCCUGGUGGAGCUGGUGGAGGAGGAGCUGGAACUCCUGGCACAGCCACCAUCCGCCGGACUCCCUCCACUAAACCUGGUGUGAGACGCACACUGUCCAGCGCUGGGCCCAUCCCCAUCCGACCACCCAUUGUGCCUGUGAAGACGCCCACUGUCCCAGGGGACUCGCACUCACCCGGGGCCGGUGCUGGUCACACCGGAGCCCCUGUGCGCACGGGGAGUGAGGAGUGUGUGUUCUUUGCUGGAAUGGAGGACUCACAAGGAGUGCUGGAUUAUGUAAAGGCAUCACCCAAGCGCCUCAGCUUGCCCAACACUGCCUGGGGAUCAGGGGCCGCUUUAGAGGUCUAUGCCCAGCAACACGGCCUGGCUAUGGGCACAGCAUCAGGAUUAGACGAGGAGCAAAUGAUCGCUGCCAAUCGACACAGUCUGGUGGAGAAGAUCGGCGAGCUAGUUGCCAGUGCACAUGCCCUUGGAGAAGGCCAGUUUCCUUUCCCCACCCUCCCUGAUGAUCCAGCCACACCACCAUCCGGCUCCGGUGAGGCUCAGACAGGGACAGAGGGAGCAGAGGGCAAUGGGGACAUGCUGACCACUAUCAGGAGAGGAGUCCGCCUCCGCAAGACUGUGUCUAACGACCGCUCGGCACCUCGCAUCUUGUGA